UCAAUUCAAAACAUUCAGCCGCAAUUAUUUAGUGAGUAUAUAAAAACUAAGAAAUUACUAUUUAGCCUCAACACAGAUUCUAUGGCUUUCAGACAAAGAGAAUUCCGUCCACAACUUUCUGUUCGUUGCGUGUACGAGACUUUGGAGCCACGAUCAGAGACAAAAGACCUCCCAGAAGCUUACAUUCUGCGUGUUUAUAUUCCUGGUUUUCCAAGAGAGAAUGUAAAGAUUACAUAUGUGGCCUCUUCAAGAACGGUGAGGAUUACAGGAGAAAGACCACUUCAAGGCAACAAAUGGCACAAAAUGGACCAAUCAUAUCCCAUUCCUGACUAUUGUGAGCCUGAGGCACUUCAGGGCAAGUUUGAGAUUCCAAUUCUCACCCUUACAAUGCCAAAGAAGAUCACUUCUCAAGUUGCUCCUAAACAACAAGAAGUGGGAACAUCCCAAGAGAAAGGUGAAGCAAAGCCCACAGAAAAUGUACAAGACACCACUCCACCACAACCUACAACAACUACUAGUAAAGUGGAAGAACCAAUUGAAGAGAAGAAAAGUGUUUUACCACCAAGCCCUGACUUAAAGGCACAACAAAAAAUGGAUUCUCAAAUCCUUUCAGAACCAAUUAAGGAUCAAAAGGUGAAAGAGGAAUUGGUGCCAAAACCAACACCACCACCAAGGGUAGCGACAAUGCAAACAUAUGAAAAGUCUCAAAAGGGUCAAGAGGUGGUUGAGUCAAAACCAACAACAACAAUGCUAACCAAGGUCAAAACAGCUGAAAGAUCACAAAAAGGUGAAGAGGAAUUUGAAUCCAAAUCAAAACCAACAAUGUUGACAAAAGUCAAAACAGCUGAAAGAGCCCAAAAGGGUGAAGAGGAGUUUGAAGCAAAACCAACAGCAACAAUGCUGACCAAAGUCAACACAGCUGAAAGGCCUCAGAAGGGUGAAGAGGAAUUUGAAGCAAAACCAACACCAACAAUAAUAACCAAAGUCAAAACAUCUGAAAGACCCCAAAAGGAUGAAGAGGAAUUUGAAGCAAAAUCGACACCAACAAUGCUAACCAAAGUCAAAACAUCUGAAAGACCCCAAAAGGGUGAAGAGGAACGUGAGUCAAGACCUGCAAUAACAAAUGUUACUAGAAAGCUAUCAGUUAUGGAGCAAUGGGAGGAAAAUAAGUCAAAGGAAAAAAGUGUUGAAGAUGUAGAGAAGGAAAGGAUCUCAAAGAAGGAAGUUAAAGACGAACCUUCUGAGUUAACAAAGCCCGAGAAAGAUAAGGAGGAGGAGGAGGAUUUUGAAGAGAAAGAAACCAAGACAGAGAAAUUAUUAGCCAAGGAAGCAGAAAGUUCUGUCCCAAAAGUUCAGAAGAAAAAGGAAAAACAAUCCAGCAGCAGAAGUGAUUCCAAAAGGGAAGGGAAGAGUGAAGAGAAUGCAAUGGAAAAGGUGGGUCCUAUGUCCCAGGUUUUCACCAAAAUAGCAGAAGGGAUAUUAAAUGAGGAAGAGAAAAAAAUAGUUGCAAAUAUUGGUGCUGCUGUUCUGGUCAUUACUGCAUUGGGAUACUAUGUAUCUUAUAGGUUUGCCUCUUGAGGGAGAACCUAAAACAUGUAAUACUCAACGUUUCCUUUCUCACACUUGUACAUGAAUCAUAAACUGUGACUCAAAUCACAGUGGAAUAAAGAGUGCAUGCAAUCUAUGAUUCAUGUUUCAUGUUCUACACAAACGGCAACCAAGUGGGUAAAUAUUCAUAUUUGAUUAUAUAUAUGAAUUUAAACUAUAUAUAUCACCGCAGAUGUGGAAUUUCUUUGGAUUUGACAUGAAUUUGUAAUUUAAAAAUAUUGUUAUUGAUAGUUUUCUAUUUUA
Molecule: messenger RNA, 1851 nt
Organism: Glycine soja
Lineage: Eukaryota; Viridiplantae; Streptophyta; Magnoliopsida; Fabales; Fabaceae
Product: DNA topoisomerase 1-like
Exons: 2
Coding region: 82-1578 (498 amino acids)
Source: RefSeq, a predicted model, not a curated record